Chiloscyllium plagiosum (whitespotted bambooshark) is the source of this 620-nucleotide messenger RNA. The record is from RefSeq and is a predicted model, not a curated record. Lineage: Eukaryota; Metazoa; Chordata; Chondrichthyes; Orectolobiformes; Hemiscylliidae.
UCUCUGAUUUAAUCAAAUGUUUUUUCUUUAUUUCAGCUGCCCCUCUCAUUACUUAAGACAGCGCAGAAUCACCCAAUGCUUGUGGAGCUGAAGAAUGGAGAAACAUACAAUGGUCAUCUGGUCAGCUGUGACAACUGGAUGAAUAUCAACCUGCGGGAGGUCAUUUGUACAUCCAGGGACGGGGAUAAGUUCUGGAAGAUGCCGGAAUGUUACAUUCGUGGCAGCACCAUCAAGUAUCUCCGCAUCCCAGAUGAAAUCAUCGACAUGGUGAAAGAGGAGGUACUGUCGAAGGGCCGAGGACGUGGCAUUCAGCAACAGAAGCAACAGCAACAACAGAAAGGCCGGGGUGCAGGUGGCGCAGCUGGCAGAGGUGUGUUUGGUGGGCGUGGACGUGGAGUGGCCGGAGUAAACAGAGGACAAGAGAAGAAACCAGGAAAGUUAUCAGGACUGAAAAAACCAUGAAAGAAAUCGUGUGUUUGUUUAUGCGUGCGUGUGUCAGAUUCCGACUGUUUGUUUUCUGUACAGGUUGUGUAAAUGAGUCACAUUCACGUUGUGUUUAAUUAGAUGUUUUGUAAAAUAUAAAUAGAUUUUGUCGGAGAGAAAUAAAAAAAAUCAUUUGA